AAGGUGAGACUGAUGCGUGCCCUGCCGGGUAUCUUGACUGAUUAUUCAGAAUGUGUGUUUCCUACGCGCACCACAAGGAGUCGCCGGCUUCUGGAUCAUUCGAAAAUGGCAGCGACUAGGCGGCUGGUGAAAGAACUUGCAGACAUCCGGAACUCAGGAACAAAAUGCUUUCGAGACAUCCAAGUGGAUGAAAAAAAUAUGCUCACAUGGCAGGGAUUGAUUGUACCUGACAACAGCCCGUACAACAAGGGGGCCUUUCGGAUAGAGAUCAACUUCCCAGCCGAGUACCCGUUCAAGCCGCCCAAAAUCACCUUUAGGACCAAGAUCUACCACCCCAACAUUGAUGAAAAGGGUCAGGUGUGCCUGCCCAUCAUCAGCGCCGACAACUGGAAGCCGGCCACCAAGACGGACCAAGUGAUCCAAGCCCUGAUUGCACUAGUCAAUGACCCAGAGCCAGAGCACCCGCUGCGUGCCGACCUUGCUGAGGAGUACAGCAAAGACCGAAAGAAGUUCCUGAAAAACGCUGAGGAAUUCACCAAGAAGCACUCUGAGAAGCGGCCGCCCGACUAAGCUCCUAGCUGCCUAGCAUGACUCUGGACGUGCUGCUCACGAGCAACAAAAGAAAAACAGAAAGCGAAGGCAGAAGAAAAAAAGCAUGGGUCUUUCAAAUUCUUGAGCCCGCCUUCAUUUCAGGUGUACUUGUUUUUUUCUAUCACGAGGUCUUUUUUUUUUUUCUGUAUGUGUGCCUACACAAGGAAAAUGUGUGAAUGCUUGGUUUCAAAAGUGGGCCACCCAUAGCGGGGCGUUUAUUUGCCGCUGGCUAUGACGCAGUGUGAAAUAUGGGUUCCCUUGUUUCCCUAUCAUACUUCCUAGUUCACGGUAGGAUGUUGGCGACAAUGUUCUUUCGCUUCUUGCUCCAUGCAGCAGCAGGUUUGCUAUGAUGUUACGCUUUAGCGCUAGCUUGCCACUCUUGCUGUUUCACGUGUUGCUUGUUAAACGAAUUUGUAAUUAGGAUAUGUUGAGAGGGUAAAUAUUUGUUCGCCCACUGGCAUUUUAUGUUUUCCUCGCGUAAGACAGCAGACAUUGUCAUCUCUUGCUUCUACCUUCUGAACAGUGUGCGUAAAGGUGCACACAUCUAGGUGAUUUCUAACAUUAAUCGCGGGGAUUUUUUUUUUUUUUUUCAAUUUCUUUUUUGGGGCUGAAGGACAUGCAUUUUAAUCCUGUUUGGUUGCUUUUAUUUUUGUUCUCAUCACGCUGUUUGCGCUGCAUUUGCAACCGACAGGUGAGGAAAAGUGUUUACUCGUUCACAAACGUGGUGCUUGCCUUUGUGAUACCCGAGCAUGUAGAUGGCUCGUGGUGCAGCACGCUUGGCCUUAAAACAUGCGGAGACACAUGCACAACAGCACAGUUAGCUGUGUGUUGAACGUGACAGAGAACAUGGAUAGAAAGAAGAUUAGCCUGCGUUUCCUUAAUCCCACAACACAGCCCAAACACUUAGUGUGACCUAGCCCCUUAUGAGGAUGUUUUUGCGUAGUUGGCUCAGUUGAUUUUUUUUUUUUAUUGUAUGUUGUGAUAAUUAAUUUAGGCCUAUCUUGUAUUUCAUGUGACGUUUGAUUACUCUGAACUUAUGUCUUUUUGUUUAUAUAAUGUGCGAUAGUGUGGAGUAAGAGAAUCACAAAUAAAUCUGACUGAUUUGUUUUA
Molecule: messenger RNA, 1701 nt
Organism: Dermacentor silvarum
Lineage: Eukaryota; Metazoa; Arthropoda; Arachnida; Ixodida; Ixodidae
Product: ubiquitin-conjugating enzyme E2 L3
Exons: 4
Coding region: 13-570 (185 amino acids)
Biological process (GO): ubiquitin-dependent protein catabolic process; protein polyubiquitination
Cellular component (GO): nucleus
Molecular function (GO): ubiquitin conjugating enzyme activity
Source: RefSeq, a predicted model, not a curated record